AUGGGAGAAGCUGCGAUCCGUGCCAUCGUCGAAGCUAUCCACUCUUCGCCGACGCAGGCCGUUCUGUAUCUCGCCGGCGGCGCCUCCGUGGCUUUAGGUUGGUUGAUGACGGUCCCCGGAGCUUCGAACACGCUUCUCGAAGCCGUGGUUCCUUAUUCCCGGAUAUCUAUGGUCCAAUUGCUCGGCAGGGUUCCGAGCCAACACUGUAGCCAAGCAAUGGCGAGCGAGAUGGCUUUGUUAGCUUAUAACCGUGCGGUUAAGCUGUCUAAACCAGGAUAUCCGGUUAUUGGCGUGGGGUUUACUGGAGCAUUGGCAACGUCUCCUCCAAAGCGUGGUGAUCACAGGUUUUUCUUGUCAAUGAGAGCAUCCAACCGGAUCUGGGAAACUUCAGUCACUCUAACAAAGAACCUACGAAGCCGAGAGGAAGAAGAUAAGGUGGCAAGCCGUGUACUGAUCAAGGCUAUGGCCAAGGCAUGCCAAGUUUCUGGGAAUCUUGAUUCUGGCUUGACCGAGUCUGAGUUGCCUGAUGAGUCUGAAACCAAGUUUACUGAAGAGCAAGAACUAGACCAGCUUAUCAAUGGAGAAUUGUGCUUUAAGGUUUAUCCAUUUUCUGGGGAAGCAUACGGGUCGGAUAAGGAUAGAAAGAUUAUACUGCCUGGUUCUUUUAACCCAUUACACGAUGGUCAUCUCAAGCUGUUGGAAGUCGCUAUGAGUGUAUGCGGAGGCGGGUACCCAUGUUUUGAAAUAUCCGCAGUAAAUGCCGACAAACCACCGCUUUCAGUUGCAGAGAUCAAACGUCGUGUCAAGCAAUUCAAAGAUAUUGGAAAGACGAUGAUAGUUUCAAAUCAGCCAUACUUCUACAAGAAAGCCGAGCUCUUCCCAGGAAGCAGCUUUGUAGUUGGCGCUGACACUGCAGCAAGGCUUGUUAAUACAAAGUACUAUGAAGGAAGCUACAAAAGGAUGUUGGAGAUACUUGGGGAUUGCAAGCGAACUGGUUGCAGUUUCCUUGUUGGUGGCCGCCAUGUAGAUGGUGUAUUUAAGGUUCUUGAAGAUCUUGAUAUCCCAGAGGAAAUAAGCGACAUGUUUAUCUCAAUUCCAGAAGAGAAAUUCCGGAUGGAUAUAUCCUCUACAGAGUUAAGGAAAAACAAAGGGGAUGUUGAUAAUGAUAACAAGCCUUUGCAAGGAGAUGGGAGUAAGAGGAAACGUGAUACUACUACUGAUGAGCAAUGA
This is a messenger RNA of Microthlaspi erraticum, 1230 nucleotides long. The record is from the annotation of a GenBank genome assembly. Lineage: Eukaryota; Viridiplantae; Streptophyta; Magnoliopsida; Brassicales; Brassicaceae.